AUGGACCUUGAGUCACGCAACACAACCCUACAAACAGAACUCGAUACUGCCACUCCGACUUCGCUGUCGCGUCGCAAUCAGGACCCAGCAACAUGGCUACCACGAUCCCCAGCUCGUCACACCCUCCAAUCUCACCGUCAACCCGUCACAUGUGUUGCCUUCCAUCCUGUCUUCUCUUCACUGGCUUCAGGCUCCGAAGAUGCCACAAUCAAGAUCUGGGACUGGGAGUUAGGUGAGCUUGAACGCACAAUCAAAGGUCAUACCAAAGGUGUUCUCGACAUCGACUAUGGUGGUCCGCGCGGAGGCACUCUUUUGGCCAGCUGUAGUUCCGAUCUGACCAUCAAGCUCUGGGACCCGAGCGACGAGUACAAAAACAUACGUACCCUACCCGGCCAUGAUCAUAGUGUGUCGGCUGUGCGCUUUAUUCCUUCUGGCGCCGCUGGCGCACCGUCAAGUGGAAAUCUGUUGGCCAGUGCUAGUAGAGACAAGACCAUCAGGAUCUGGGACGUCACGACUGGUUACUGUGUAAAGACCAUUCGCGGCCAUGCUGACUGGGUACGCGAUGUCGCCCCUAGUUUCGAUGGUCGCUGGCUGCUCUCUGUUGGAAACGAUCAAACUGCUCGCUUAUGGGACACCCAAUCUGGUGAUGCGAAGGUCACUUUUGUUGGCCACGAGCAUGUUAUUGAGUGCUGCACAUUUGCUCCUGCUGCCGCAUAUCCCCAUCUGGCUUCAAUGGCUGGACUAAAGAAAGCUCCACCGCCAACCAGCUCGGCCGAAUUUGUUGCUACUGCUGGUCGUGACAAGCUCAUCAAGCUUUGGGACGCCAGAGGAACUCUGAUCAAGACACUUGUCGGCCACGACAACUGGGUGCGAGCUCUGCUGUUCCACCCAGGAGGCAAAUAUCUCCUCAGUUGCGCUGACGACAAAACGAUACGCUGCUGGGACUUAUCACAAGAAGGAAAAUGCGUCAAGACCAUCGAAGACGCCCAUGGUCAUUUCGUCAGCAGUAUGCGCUGGGCACCAGGUGUGAUCAAAGAUGCAGCUGCUGCUAACAACGAUGCCGCUACCAACGGGUCCAAAUCAGGUGAUGAGACGGCAAAAGUCAGCAUUCGGUGUGUCAUUGCGACGGGCAGUGUUGAUCUGAACGUCCGGGUAUUUGCAUCAUAG
Messenger RNA from Aureobasidium musti, 1167 nucleotides. The record is from the annotation of a GenBank genome assembly. NCBI's taxonomy places the organism in Eukaryota, Fungi, Ascomycota, Dothideomycetes, Dothideales, Saccotheciaceae.